AUGGAUUGGUUGAAUGAUUCUAAUUAUCAAAGUGAUUUGCCUUGUUCAGAUCUAUUCAGUCAAACUGUAAAUGUGAAUCCAGCUCACCAUAGAAAUGGAGAGGAUUGUUAUUCUGACAGCAAUGUAUCAACUAAGUAUAACGAUACAUCUUCGUCUAUAAUUUGGCGUGUCAAAGAUUAUAAAUCUCUAUACAAUCUAAUUACACAAUUACCACGUGUCUCUCCUGUACAAGCUGUUUAUCUUCAUGUGUUACAUAGUAAUCUACAUGCAAGACGUUUCUAUGAAAAUCGUGGUUUUAUUUUUCUUCAUACACGUCCCGGUUGUUAUACAAUUGAUGGUAGAUCUGCUGAUGGUUGUACAUAUGUUCUUCAUACAAAUGGUGGAUAUUUAGAUUGUAAACCAAUAAGUUAUAAUUUAAAUACUAUAUAUGAAUAUCUUAAUGAUCAUUCAAUAUUAUGUUAUCUAAGAUGGAUUAUUCGUUUAUUCUCUCAAUCAGGAUAUACCAUUUUGUAUAAAUUACGUCGAUUUUCACAUUAUCUUUAUGAUACUACCCCUUUAAUGUUUUUAAAUUAUCAUACAUAUAAUCAUCAAAGACAGGGAUAUAUCAAUCAUAUUUCUUCGUCGUCUUCUUCUUCGCAUCCAACUUCAUCUUGUUUACCGCGUCAUUUCUCUGAAUGUUCUUUUCCAGAUACCACAUCAACAUCAUCAUCAUCAUUAUGUGUUUCUCCAGAUUCAGCUGUUCUAGAUAAUGAGUAA
Molecule: messenger RNA, 756 nt
Organism: Schistosoma mattheei
Lineage: Eukaryota; Metazoa; Platyhelminthes; Trematoda; Strigeidida; Schistosomatidae
Source: the annotation of a GenBank genome assembly